CUCAUUUAACGUUUCCAUUUCUUUGGAAUUUAUUUAUUUUUUCCAAAUUUUUUUUCGCGGGUGCAAAUCGAAAUCCCAAAUGGCUGCUACCUUCCAUGGAGUUGGAGCUACCGUUGCAGCUUUAUCAUCAUCAUCAUCAUCAUCAUCACCAUCGAAUUCUUUCGGUUCCAAGAAACUCCUUUCUUCUCCUUCUAGAUCCUUCUCCGUGCGGAAACGAGCGAGCUUCACAAUGGUCAGAUCUGAAGGAAGUAUGAACUUCGAUCUUAAUUCCAAAGGUCGAAGAGCUCAACAAUUGAUUGCUAAUGCAGUUGCAACUAAAGCUGAUAGCUCUCCAGCUUCGUCAUCUUCGAAACCAGGGCAUGAGCUUUUACUUUUCGAAGCUCUACGAGAGGGUUUGGAAGAAGAAAUGGAAAGGGAUCCCCGUGUAUGCGUCAUGGGUGAAGAUGUCGGUCACUAUGGAGGCUCAUACAAAGUGACCAAAGGAUUGGCUACCAAGUUUGGGGACCUCAGGGUUCUCGACACCCCUAUUGCAGAGAACUCGUUCACUGGCAUGGGGAUCGGAGCUGCUAUGACUGGUCUAAGACCGGUUGUUGAGGGCAUGAACAUGGGUUUUCUCCUCCUUGCUUUUAAUCAAAUCUCCAACAACUGUGGUAUGCUUCAUUAUACAUCUGGCGGCCAGUUCACCAUACCGAUAGUCAUUCGCGGUCCUGGUGGUGUUGGACGUCAACUAGGGGCCGAGCACUCUCAACGUCUUGAGUCGUAUUUCCAGUCAAUCCCUGGAAUCCAAAUGGUUGCAUGUUCAACCCCUUACAAUGCCAAGGGCUUAAUGAAGGCUGCAAUCAGAAGCGAGAACCCCGUUAUACUUUUCGAGCACGUUUUGUUGUACAACCUCAAGGAGAGAAUUCCAGAUGAGGAUUACAUCUGCAAUCUCGAAGAAGCCGAGAUGGUAAGACCCGGAGAACAUGUUACUAUUCUAACCUAUUCAAGGAUGAGAUAUCACGUGAUGCAGGCAGCGAAAACUUUGGUGAACAAGGGUUAUGAUCCUGAAGUAAUCGACAUUAGGUCUUUGAAACCAUUCGAUCUUUACACCAUCGGGAACUCGGUGAAGAAAACACACCGUGUUCUUAUCGUGGAGGAAUGCAUGCGGACCGGUGGUAUUGGUGCUAGCUUGAUCGCUGCCAUCACUGAGAAUUUCAACGAUUAUUUGGAUGCUCCUAUUAUGUGCUUAUCUUCACAGGACGUGCCUACACCCUACGCCGGAACAUUGGAGGAAUGGACCGUUGUUCAGCCGGCCCAGAUUGUGGCGGCUGUCGAGCAACUCUGUCAGUAGUAGCUGAAACAGUGAUUGCACAGGUGACGUUUCUGUUACCCUUAGACUAGUUCUCAUGCAAACUCUGUUGCCGAUAUAUACUUUCCGGUUCAUUACCAACAUUGUGUCCGUUAAAACUUGAUAAAUAUUUACCGAGUCAAGGCCUGUUGUUUGUUUGAUCUGGUUCUUCCUUGACUGAAAAAGCCAAAAUAGGAUCCUGGUUAAGCAAUAGUUUACAGGUAGAAUACUGAAAAAAAUUAACUCACGGGAUAAAAUGUGUUUUCCAUUUCGUCUAUUUUUUUCCCUUUUGGUAUGAAUAUUUGGAAAAUUGUGGAUGUUAGUAUUUGGGUUGAAAUAUUGUUUUGUCUGAUAUUCAAA
Messenger RNA from Gossypium raimondii (Peruvian cotton), 1687 nucleotides. RefSeq names its product pyruvate dehydrogenase E1 component subunit beta-3, chloroplastic. NCBI's taxonomy places the organism in Eukaryota, Viridiplantae, Streptophyta, Magnoliopsida, Malvales, Malvaceae. Gene Ontology annotation, molecular function: pyruvate dehydrogenase (acetyl-transferring) activity. The coding region runs from base 80 to 1330 and encodes 416 amino acids. The record is from RefSeq and is a predicted model, not a curated record. Gene Ontology annotation, biological process: pyruvate decarboxylation to acetyl-CoA. The transcript has 4 exons.